Molecule: messenger RNA, 2153 nt
Organism: Onychomys torridus (southern grasshopper mouse)
Lineage: Eukaryota; Metazoa; Chordata; Mammalia; Rodentia; Cricetidae
Gene: Exosc6
Product: exosome component 6
Exons: 1
Coding region: 883-1701 (272 amino acids)
Biological process (GO): rRNA catabolic process; poly(A)-dependent snoRNA 3'-end processing; U4 snRNA 3'-end processing
Cellular component (GO): cytoplasmic exosome (RNase complex); nuclear exosome (RNase complex); nucleolus
Source: RefSeq, a predicted model, not a curated record
AGCUGGUUUCUCAUUGAAGCUAUCACAGAACACAUCCCUAGACCCCUGAACUUUAGGAGUGGCCCCAAGAUAGCAGAGGCAGAAUGGAUGGGCUGAAAUGGAGGCAUUCAAUAGAGUGGGCAUUCAAUAGAGUGGGGUAAAUUUCUACUGAAUUUCUUCAAGUGGGGAAGCACCUUUCUCUGUUGGGACAACCUCUUAAUGACUUGGGCCACGUAUGUCCCUUCUCUGCCUCCCUUUGAAGUUGUUGAUUCAAGGUCAGAUGACUAAUAUAGGAAGCAUGAGCAUGGAGGUGUCUCCCAGUAACUGUCUAUCCCUGUUUCUUAACCUAAAGUAGUCAAGGCCCUGACCUGGUCAUAAAAUGCAAUUUGUCUGAGUCUACAAGCAGCAGGGUCUGGAAGCAGUAGUGUGUGGGAGGUAGAGAUACUCCCUGCUUAUGCAAGUUCCCCAGAGUGUUAGAAAUAUAUGUAUGUAUAUAUAUGCAUAUAUAUAUACAUACAUAUGCACACACAUAUAUAUGCAACCAUAUAUAUGUAUGUAUACAGUGUAGGAAGAGAGAUUUCCAUCAGUUUAUUAAACGUGUUGAAGCAAGCUGGGGACUGAGUACAGGAGUGAGCAAAAAGUCUUCACCUUGGGCAAGUUUGUGUAAAACAGUCUGAAUGCAAAAUUCAAGGAAUAACCUUAACAGGUUAGAGCCAUAAAACCAGCCCUGGUUCUAGCAUGGGCCAAGUCCAGCUGUACCUCCUCCACUCCGCUAGGAGGCAGUGCGGCCACCCACCGCUCUCCCGAUAGGCUUCGCGCGGGCGCGCAUGUUUAAGUGGACGGAAGUGCCGGUGGCGCAAGGUCGCUCAGCAGGCGGAAGUGGUUCGCACGCCGGUAGCCGCCAUGCCGGGAGACCACCGCCGCAUCCGCGGGCCGGAGGAGUCCCAGCCGCCUCAGCUGUACGCGGCCGACGAAGACGAGACGCCUGCUGCCCGCGACCCGACGCGGCUACGACCGGUGUACGCGCGCGCCGGGCUGCUGAGCCAGGCCAAGGGCUCGGCCUACCUGGAGGCGGGAGGCACCAAGGUGCUGUGCGCCGUGUCGGGCCCGCGCCAGGCCGAGGGCGGCGAGCGCGGCGGCGGCCCUGCGGGAGCGGGCGGCGAGGCCCCGGCCGCCCUCCGGGGCCGCCUGCUCUGUGACUUCCGCCGCGCGCCCUUCGCCGGUCGCCGGCGUCGGGCGCCCCAGGGCGGCGGCGAGGAGCGCGAGCUGGGUCUGGCGCUGCAGGAGGCUCUGGAGCCCGCGGUGCGCCUGGGGCGCUACCCUCGCGCCCAACUCGAGGUGUCCGCGCUGCUGCUGGAGGACGGCGGCUCUGCGCUGGCCGCCGCGCUCACGGCCGCCGCGCUCGCCCUGGCCGACGCGGGAGUGGAGAUGUAUGAUUUGGUAGUGGGCUGCGGCCUGAGCCUCGCCCCGGGACCCUCGCCCACUUGGCUGCUGGACCCCACGCGGCUCGAGGAGGAGCACUCCGCAGCCGGCCUCACGGUGGCGCUCAUGCCGGUGCUCAAUCAGGUGGCCGGGUUGCUGGGCAGCGGGGAAGGCGGCCAGACCGAGAGUUGGACGGACGCGGUGCGCCUGGGCCUGGAAGGCUGCCAGCGCCUCUACCCAGUGCUGCAGCAGUGCUUGGUGCAGGCUGCCCGCCGGAGGGGCGCCGCCGCCCCUUCCUGAUUGGAAAUCCUGAGCAACAACGAUGCGGAAGACUACUGUCGCCCUUCUCUCCCAAGAGGACCGGCGCUGCUGGUCGCCUGGCUUAGCUGAGCCGAGAAACGAGAGUGGGAGGUAGCGCGCACGGAACCAAAGCACUGGACAGCUGUGUUGGGACGAUGUAAAGGGCCUUUGCAGCCACCAUCCAGGUGGAAAAAUUCCAAAGUUGGAAAGGACUUAAGCUGGAUUGCCUGGUAAAUGAGAUCUGGAGCUGUGGUCUUCUAAAGGACAGACCCUCUGCAGGCCAGCCGUUGGCUCCAAUGUAUGAUAAACUGCUUCUUUUGAGAGGAUGGACAAGGGGACUUUGCUUUCUCACUACCCGAACUAAAACAUAAAAACCUUUUUUAUACCUAAAAAUACAUCUGCUGUGGUUUUUCCUGGUACUAGAGUUAGAAACAAUGCUGUUUUGAACUGGG